CGGAUCCAAACAUCGGUUCACAAUCCAGUCUAUCUACGACUACAUAGACCAGCACUUAUAGCGUUGUGUUCAUAAACCCUAACUCCUUUUUCUUUCGUUCGUCUCCUUCUUCUUUCUGCAGGGACACGCAGCCGUCGCCGUCAUGGGUAUAGAUCUUGUUGCUGGUGGAAAGAGCAAGAGGACCAAAAGGAAUGCUCCACGUUCCGAUGAUAUCUACCUUAAGCUCCUCGUCAAGCUUUAUCGGUUUUUGGUGAGGAGGACCGGAAGUAACUUCAAUGCAGUGAUACUGAAGAGGCUCUUUAUGAGCAAAGUCAACAAGCCCCCGAUUUCUCUCUCUCGCUUGAUCCGUUACAUGGCUGGCAAGGACGAUAAGAUUGCUGUGGUUGUUGGCACAGUCACCGAUGAUGUUAGGGUUGAUGAAAUCCCAUGUAUCAAGGUCACUGCUCUGAGGUUCACCGAGACUGCAAGGGCCAGGAUCGAGAAGGCUGGUGGUGAAUGCCUGACUUUUGACCAGUUGGCCCUUCGAGCUCCUCUUGGCCAGAACACGGUACUUCUUAGAGGUCCAAAGAACUGCAGGGAAGCAGUGAGGCACUUUGGAAAAGCUCCUGGUGUGCCACACAGCCAUACCAAGCCGUAUGUGCGAUCCACGGGGAGGAAGUUUGAGAAGGCAAGAGGAAGAAGAAACAGCAGAGGCUUCAGAAACUAAGUGCGGUCAUCAAUGGUGGGUGUCUUUGAAUUGUUGCAAAAGUUCUAUCAUCUCUUUUUAUGCUGGUGUUGUUUGGAUUAAAGCUAUGAUGAAAAUUUUGGUGUUUGGUAAUAUGUUAUAUGUAGCAGCAGGGAGUUUUUGAUUUCUAAUUUACCUUCAACAAUUGUUUAAUGGAGAUCAAUUUUAAUCAUUUAUGUUUAACGGCGUUCAGUUUUUAUAUGACUUCACAGAAAGUUAUAGUAGAACCUAAAGUAUUUGACUUUGGAGCACUAACAGGAUAUGUAUAGAUAUACUCUCAAAAAUAUUGAUAUAAAAUCACAAGUUGCAAUAGAACCUAAAAUAUAUGACUUGAGAGUAAGGGGCUGUUUGGUGUGCCCAAAACCCUAGACAUUCCCAAGAGAGAGAACAUGAGAGAAAGAGGAAGAGAAAAGCGGUGGGUGUGCCUAGCUACCCAAGCAAAUAUAGAGGCCACAUAAAGUGCAGGUGUCUAUGUGGCAUGCAUUGCCAAACAAAAACACCCCUUACGUGAUGUGGUGAAAUCGUUGCACUGGUAACGUAAAAACCUAUCUCAUAUAAUCUCUCUUUCUAUUCCCAUCCUCCUUUUUCAGGACAUACAUAUGCAAGAACACCAGCCAUGCAUAUUAAGUAGUUGAGUGAGGAUGGAUAUUUUGCUGAUGCGGUUUCAACAAAAUGUCUGAGUAUACCAUAUCUCCUCUUACUUGAUGCUUAUGUAUGUGUGUAACAUGAAACAAUUAGUAAUAGCAACAUGUUAUCGUGUUGACGAUGUUGAGACGUGUAAUCUAAUCUAAAUGAUGAUGGUUAAGUUACCGAUGAAGUCUUCAGAAGAGUGUGACAUCGACUUUUGCUUAAAGCUUAGUCCUAACUUCUACAUAACAUGAGUUUGAUCUCAACAAAGAUAUCAAUUAGAAGUGAAGUUUUGAAGUAAAGAUAAAAGCGCAAUACCAGUGAUAGGGAUGAGAUUUAGAAUCGGAAAACCGGAUCGGAACAUGAACCACUAGAACCGAAAUAUAUAGAACCGGUUCCGGUUUCGGGUUCAAAAAUUGGUUUUAUCUGGGUACCGGGUAAUCCGUGUUUGGGUCCAUCGGGUCCGAGUAACUGGGUCUAAAACCGGAAAUGAUUUUGGGAACCGGAACCACUUUUAGGG
Lactuca saligna is the source of this 1871-nucleotide messenger RNA. NCBI's taxonomy places the organism in Eukaryota, Viridiplantae, Streptophyta, Magnoliopsida, Asterales, Asteraceae. The record is from the annotation of a GenBank genome assembly.